This is a messenger RNA of Ictalurus furcatus (blue catfish), 9723 nucleotides long. RefSeq names its product par-3 family cell polarity regulator beta b (gene pard3bb). Gene Ontology annotation, cellular component: apical plasma membrane; cell cortex; apical junction complex. The record is from RefSeq and is a predicted model, not a curated record. Bases 1254 to 4787 code for a protein of 1177 amino acids. Gene Ontology annotation, biological process: cell adhesion; establishment of cell polarity; establishment of centrosome localization. The transcript is spliced from 25 exons. Lineage: Eukaryota; Metazoa; Chordata; Actinopteri; Siluriformes; Ictaluridae. Gene Ontology annotation, molecular function: phosphatidylinositol binding; protein binding.
UGGGAUGUUCAACAAGCACAUAUGGCCAUAUGAAGAAGGAUAAAUUUAUGAGUAACAACACGUGAUAAAGUCAGGAGUUGGGAUAAAGUGAUAAAUAAAGGGGGCGGCUGUGGCUCAGUUGGUAGAGUGGAUUGUCCACUAAUCGUAGGGCUGGCGGUUCAAUUCCUGGCCCACAUGACUCCACAUACCGAAGUGUCCUUGGGCAAGACACUGAACCCCAAGUUUCUCCCAAUGGCAAGUUAGUGCCUUGCAUGGCAGCUCUGCUACCACUGGUGUGUGAAUGUGUGAAUGUGUGUGUGUGUGAGUGAAUGUGUGAAUGUGUGUGUGUGAGAGUGAAUGGGUGAAUGUGUGUGUGUGAGAGUGAAUGGGCGAAUGUGUGUGUGAGUGAAUGGGCGAAUGUGUGUGUAUGAGUGAAUGGGUGAAUGUGUGCGUAUGAGUUGAAUGGGUGAAUGUGUAUGUGUGUGAGUGAAUGGGUGAAUGUGUGUGUGAGUGAAUGGGUGAAUGUGUGUGUGCGUGAGUGAAUGGGUGAGUGUGAAUGUGUGUGAGUGAAUGUGUGAAUGUGUGUGUAUGAGUGAAUAGGUGAAUGUGUGUGGGUGUGAAUGGGUGAAUGUGUGUGUGUGUGUGUGUGUAAAUGGGUGAAUGAGACAGUGUAAAGCGCUUUGGAUAAAAGCACUAUAUAAGUGCAGACCAUUUACCUUAAAGUGAUAAAUGAAGAUGAAUGAAUGUUUAUAAAUCUGUACUGAAGGGUGCAUUGGGUUUAUUGUACAGUUAGAGGGGUCUCUUGCUGAAAACAGGAGUUUAUCUACUGCGUGAGGAGCAGAGGAGUGAGGAGGGAAAUGUGUACUGGCCCUUUAAGAAAGUUCCAGCGCGGCCCAGUAAAGUUUGGCACCGCGGCGGCGGCGGAGUCUCGGGAAGAACAGCGGAAUUGCGCAAAGAGAAAAUAUUCAUGCAAAAACAAAGCCGCGAUUAAUGGGAGCCGUUUGUAAACACGUGUUUCUGCUGGUGUAAAUGGGACAGUUGGACUUUUUCCCAAAGGUCGAAUAAUAGAGGAUGAUAGUUGGUGGAUAGCCAAGCACCGCGGAUCAGAGGGGGUUUUUGUGCCGCUAUAAGCCGCUUUGCCUCUCCAUCUUUCCCCAACGAACCACAGCUGAGCAAGGACCCUGUGGAGUUUAAUUGAUCCUUCAUAUUCCUCUUAUUACUCCUGGUGAAAUCAGCAGAAAAAAACAGCUCGUUUCACCUUUUUGCGAUUAACGAUGAAGGUAACGGUCACUUUCGGCCGCACCGGUGUGGUGGUGCCCUGUAAGGAAGGCUGGACUGUCCGAGACCUCAUUCACCAAGCCACACAAAGAUACAAGAAACUGCUUGAACAGGAGGGAGACUUCCUAGUGAGGACGCAUCACGUCGAGUACUGCGAUGGGGGAAUUCUGGAUCCUGAUGAUGUGCUUUCGGAUCUGGUGGAAGACAAGGAUAAGCUGAUCGCAGUAUACGAGGAACAAGAGGCCCGGCGAAGGGGAACGACGAGUCCCAGGAACAGCAGCAUUAACAUGAACACAAACGGCGGUGGUGCUCCAGGACAGCCGAGCCCUGAGCCCUACGACGCCGAACUGGUCUGUUUCCAGCCAAUCCGUGGAGGGGAGAUUGAAGUCAACUCCUCCGUGCUUAAAUCCAGCACACCUCUUAUGGUGAGGAGCAGCAGUGACUCAGCUCUGGGCCCCUCGGGAGAGAACGGACCUGCACACUGUGAGACUGAUAUGGACCAACGCUCAACAGACGUGUCUAACAGCAAAUCCUCUCCCUUCACGUUCAGCCUAACAAGGACUGUGGAGAUUUCAGGAGAACACGGGCCUCUUGGGAUACACGUGGUGCCUUACUGCUCCUCUCUCAGUGGAAGGGCUCUGGGUCUGCACAUCAGGAGCGUGGAGGAGAACAGCCGGUCCAGAAGAGAAGGCAUCUUCCAGGAUGAUGACUGCAUCGUCAAGAUCAACGACACUGAACUGAUGGACAAGUCCUUCUCGCAGUCACAGGAAGUGUUCCGGCAGGCCAUGCGCUUGCCUGCUGUGCGUUUAGAGGUUCUCCCCAUGGCCAAUAAAGAGCGCUUUGAGAAGAGUCUCAUCGGCCACCUUUUCAGCACUGACGACCAUGAUGGUACUCCUCGGCCCAAAGAGCCGCCUCCUCUGAAGGUGAAGCCCAUGGUGAGACCUGCAGAGCCCUCCUCCGGCAGACAAGCCGGACCUCAGGAGAGCUGCAGCGUGAACAUGGAGAGCCGUUCUCUCGGUUCCCCUCUUCCCAUCAGCCUUUACCCAAGGGGCAAGAGCAGCAGCCCGCUGCUCAAAAAGAGCCACACCAUCUCACCUUUGGUUGGGUUCACCACCAAGAAGGGAGGCAAGAGGCUCAAAAUCGAUCUGAAGAAGGGUCCGGAGGGUUUGGGCUUUACUGUAGUAACCAGAGACUCGUCAGUGCACGGGCCUGGUCCCAUCCUCGUCAAGAACAUCCUCCCUAGAGGAGCCGCCGUUAAGGAUGGCCGCCUGCAGUCCGGUGACAGAAUCUUAGAGGUGAACGGUGUGGACAUCUCAGGUCGGACACAGGAGGAGCUGGUGGCCAUGCUGCGCAGCACGAAGCAGGGAGACAGUGUGAGUCUGGUGGUGGCGAGGCAAGAGGAGUUAUUCCUGCCUCGAGAGCUGAAAGAGGAACCGAUACGUGCUGUUCUGCCUGAGGAAGGGAAGGAGCAGCUGAUGUUCGAGGUGCCUCUGAAUGACUCGGGCUCUGCUGGCCUGGGUGUCAGCCUUAAAGGCAACAAAUCUCGUGAGACCAGUGAAGACCUGGGCAUCUUCAUCAAGUCCAUCAUCCAUGGAGGAGCUGCUUAUAAGGAUGGUCGUCUGCGUGUCAACGACCAGCUGCUUGCCGUGAACGGGGAGUCACUCUUGGGAAAGUCCAACCAUGAGGCCAUGGAGACGCUGCGCAGGUCCAUGUCCAUGGAAGGGAACCUCAGAGGGAUGAUCCAGCUCGUUGUUCUCCGUGUUCUUCCGUCCUCCAACCAGGAGUACACGGACUCACGGAGAAUCCUCAAUCGAUCCUUUGAUAGCUGUGUGGGCCAGAGUGCAUUCCUCAGCCAGUCAGAGAGCCCUGUGCAGCCCCAUAUGGUGAUGAACAACGUCUUUGAGCAAUCUGUGGUUUCAAAUGAGGGUUAUGGUGAAGAGAUAGCAUUCAGUCCUUACAGGCAGAAUGGAGACCUGAAUGGAGGCUUGAACCAUCAGCCCCAUCAGAGUUUGGAGUGGGAAUCAGGCCCUUGCUCAGCUGAAAGCUCUCUGACCUCUCAAGCUCCUCGGGGUAUGAUGGAGCAUCAUCACAUCAAAUCUUCCAAAAGCAUGGACCUGGUUGCAGAUGAAAGCAAAGUGGGAUGCCUGGUGGGGCAAAAGUCAGCUUUCUCUGGUGUGGAGCUGGGUCCUACUCUGGGCCUGAAGAAGUCCAGUUCUCUAGAGAGUCUGCAGACGGCCGUGUCCGAGGCUCAGAAGAACGACCUGCUGCUCUUCCACAGGCCUCGAGCUCACAUGGUGAGGGGUCGUGGCUGCAACGAGAGUUUCCGUGCUGCAAUAGACAAAUCAUACGAUGGGCCGGCUGAGGAGGACGAUGAUGAGGGCUCGGAGGCAAGCUCAGGACGGGACACCCCAGCUAGCAGCUCCUCACGCCAGGGACUGGGAGACAACGAUGAGAACAAGAAGGACAAGAAGAAGAAAGCCAAAGGAAAGAAGAAAGACAAGUUGAAGAGCAAAGGGAAGGACAAGGACAAAAAGAAAGCGGAGGAGGCCACCGAAGAUCCAGAUAAGAAGACAAAGAAGAAGGGGUUUGGACUUCUGAGGUUUGGAAAGAAGAAGGAAGAGAAGAGUAAAGGUGAGAACAAGGCGAGCACACUGAAGCAUGCAUCAGAACUGUUGAGCGAGGAAGAGUUGCAGAGGAUGAAAGGAGAGCGAGAGAGGAUUGAAGCGAAGCACCAGGAGCUGAGAGAUCGACAGGCUCGCGAUCGUUUCGUUUCUCCGGAGGUAGAUGAUGACGACGUGGACCCCAACUAUGCCCGGAUCAACACGUUCAGAGGACGCCCGUCUCAGUCUCCAUACGGGACCCGCAGCACGUCGCCUCAGAGAGCCACACACCCCACCAAUCAUAGCCGAGAGCCUUCAACUGAAGAUCCGCUCGAUGGCCUCUACGCCAAGAUCAACAAACCGAGAGGCCCAACCCCACACGGAGCUGACAGCAGUAUGGACCGUAUCCAGCAGCUGCGCAGAGAGUAUCAGCAGGCACGGAGAGACGGAGCUGCUCCAGCCUACGAAGAGUUAGAGGCUCGACGCCAAGGCUCCGAGUACGACCCACACCGGAUUUCUGUCAGGAGUCCUGACCCCAGGAUGGUUCCCCGCUAUGAGGAUGUGGAGCGCCAGUAUGCCUCCCUGCCCAGAAGGGGUCCAGUGGAUCCUACUGAGUACCCAGGACAGGCUUGGCCUGGGCACAGAGACCCUGCCCACUAUACCACCCCACAGCCAGGCUACCACCCCAACUACCCCCAUCGCCCUCUGGACCCUCGGCACAACGACCCAGGCUUUUACCACCCCCACCCUCCACAGAGAGGCCCCCUGCGCCAGGACGUGCCCCCCUCACCCCCUUUGCCCCUCCGAGGUGCUCGGUACGACACCAUGAACCGUGGAGGCUUUCGACACACUAGUCCAGAGCGCUUCGCCUACACAGAUGGACGCCAUCCUGAUCCGAGACAGAAGAACGCCAUGACUGCAGCCGUUUAAGCACAGCAUUGUAUACUCUGCCUGGUACGCAACAUGUAAAGAACCACACAGCAGCACAGUGUUCAUUAUCUUUUCAGUGUUGUUUCUGUGCUUGACCUGUAGUUCACUCUGCCUUAUCCUGAGUGACUUGCUACCCAAGGCCACAUCUUAAAAAAUACAGAUAAUACAUUCCUGUCUUCCUGCCAAGUGAGCAUUAAUGGAGCUACAUUCAAGAGCUUCUCUUUUUCUCCAAAUCUGACUCGACCACAAAGGGAGGGUGGAUGUGUACGAGCAUACAUGCUUCAGCUUCCAAGUGGAGCGAGAUUUCCAUGGUACUAUGCCUAAGUGAGCCGAGGCUUAUAUGGUUCUCCACGUGACAGAAAUUUAAUCCCAUUCCUCUUUGGUAUUCAUCCACUCAAUCUAAAGUGUGUGCUACGGACUUCUUUCCAAUGCACAGUGUGCUAUAUGUUAUUGCUAUUAUAUUUGUGUUAGCCCCUUAAAGUCCCAAAUGAUUAUUUCUUUCUUAAUCUUAAAGCAUAUUAUUCAGUAACUAAAAUGAAACUAAUAUCGAAGGCAUAUGGAUAUAAGGGUGAGGAAUGUAAGUCUGGACCCACAGGAUUUUAAGGGGUUAAAGAACACUAUAUAGGAUACACCAGUGGUCACCAACCCUGUUCCUGGAGAUCUACCUUCCUGAAGACUUUAGCUCCAACUGUAAUCGUGCCCACCUGACCAUCUAAUCAUUACCUUAAGAAGUUCUUGAUCAGCUAAAGCAGGUGUGUUAGAUUUUGGUUGGAGAUGAAACCUGCAAGAAGGUUUCUGAAGGAAAGCUCCAGGAACAGCGUUGGUGACCACUGCUGUACACUUCAGUGCACACUAUAGUCCUGUCAUUUUGGAUGAGUCUCUGUGGACCUUCAGCUUUACACUUUAAAUCAUUUUCUUUCUGCAUAUUGCCAUUACACAGCCACUCUGCAACAUUUACAUUAGGACAUUUAUUAUUAUCCAUAACCACGCUGUUCAUAUGCGCUGUUAAAGGAAACACCUACGAAUAACAUCACAUAGAACCACUGACACCGAAAAGAUCCUUUCUUGUAUCUCCGAAAAGAUCCUUUCUUGUAUCUUAAAAGGCUUUUUGAUGCCAUUUUUACAAGUGAAGGUACUCUCUUCUAUCUAUUCUGACUGUUGAUGAGUCUGUCUGCUUGAGUGAAGUCUUUUUUUUUUUUUUUUUUUUUUUAAAAAUUGGAAGAUUAAGAAAGUGCAUGUGUUUGUCGAGAGGAAAGAAGGAUUCACCACAUCAGAAGGAUGAGAGGAUGAUGGAGUUGUUUCUCCACACACUUCUCUCAGCAAGUGGCAGCUUUUCCGUUAUUGUUUUCCAAUAUCAUCGUACUCGCACCUAAAUCCUUCACAAGUGUGGUCGCUUCAUACUCGUAAUGGUUGCACACUUUGAAUGUAUAAAUGGCACAGUGGACAUUUAGAGAGCAGAUAAUGGGACAAAUUGAAUUCUAAUCACUUCAAUGUACACCUAUCACAUACUGUACGUUUCAAAUAUAUUUCCAUAGCUUGGUAUUAAUGUGUCUGUAAUAAACAAACCGAAUGUUAAUACUGAACACACAUUUUUUUUUACUAACCUCUUUUAUAACACUGCUUUAUUAAAUAUGCAUUUAAUAAAUAAUACGAUCGUCUCGCUUGCAUUGUUCUGCUAAAUUCAGUUUUGAAUGUUGCACGUCAGACCAGCACCAGUAUGCGUUCCAGUGAUGAAUAUUGAUCUUUUAAGCUCAAUUUCAUCUUCAAACCGUACAUUUAAUUUUAUCCUUGUGUUAAUUAUUAACAUUAUCUGUAAUUAUCAAUUAAGAUUACGGGAUAUACAUAUAGAUAUAAUUCUGUGAUUACAGACCAGUUUCUGUUAUUCUAAUGAAGUUUCAUAAUUGGAGAAAUGAGAGUUGUGGUAAUUAUUGUGCAAACUGUGAUAUCUGAUGAAUUAUUGGCUUAGUUCUCUGGCCUGAGAAGCGUACACAAAACCCAGAACAUUGCCAAAUUACAUUUCUGAAGAUUUCUGCUAUAUUCCCUUUUUUUCACUCUCCAACAGAACAUUGCCACAACCAGCCUUCAUACAUGACUAAUAAUUAUACACAGUCCAUACAGGAUUUCAGUUUUUUGUGCUUUUUUCUAAAUUCUAAAUUGAACUAUAUUGUUUUGUACAGUCUUUUGCAGUGAUGUUUGUUGGUAAGUGAGACCUUUUAGUUGUACUCGUAUUCGACACAGGUUGAAUCGAAGCGGGAUUUGGCUGCAUGCGUGACGUCACAUGACGCAUCUUGGCCCAAAUCUGUGGGAAAUCUGCGGUAAUUUUGAAAAAUCGCAAGCUCCUCUGAAUCUUGCGAAGUUUCCUUGAUUUUGCGUUAAUUUCUGUGAUCGCUAAAUCCUGGAGAGGACUGUACAUGUUCAAUUAAUAUCUCAUAUGAUGCCUUUCUCAAACAGGAUUGCUUUUCAAUUUUGGGAAAACACAGAGACAAAAUGGUGAUAAAAAGAUUCGGUUAACCGAAUCCUUCAAAAGUUUUUCUUCUGAUCAGAUUUCAUCUGCACAGGUGAUAAUAGUCCAGCUAAUGGCAGACGCUGGCACGGCUCCUGCAGUCCACACAGCCACAGGGACCACACAAAGGGUAGAGAGCGCUGAGCAGUCCUGAGACCGCUCAGAAUACUUUGGCGGCAUACAGUUAAAGGAGCACGGUCGAGGAUAAUUUCCUUGCCAUCAUCGACAGCAACAGACACGCUGGUGGUGAUCAGGCGCUGCACUCGGUCUACAGCCAGACACUCAACACACAUGGCCAGAGGAAAUCUUCUGCUCAAGCUUGGGUCUGGAGCUCUGCCACAACCGGUAACCAGAGGACAAAUUUAAUACAAACCAUUAACCAAAAUACAGACAGGAAAAGAAACAAACAAAUAAAUGGAAGAAAGAUGAAAAGAAAGAAUAGAAAAUCAUAAAGAAAGAAAAAGCCCCAGUGAGCAGCAGCACACACAGUAUACUCUCAACCAGAAAGAUGGGAGCUCGAAGAUGCAUUUUUGUAAAAUAUUCUGUUUUCAAAAGAUUGGUUGUAGUUUUGUAGACAGCCACGUUGUUCAAAAUGAGCAUAGGACGUGCACACAAACACGCUUCUUGGUUUGACACACUCUUCAAAUGAAUAACUCUGUCCAAUGCACUAACUCCAGAUUAUUCAAACAUCAGGUCUCAUAACUUCAUUUCACCACGUCUACACACGCCGUCUGCCUAUCCAGUUCUAUACAAGUCCUACACAAACACAAUUUCAGUGAUGGGGCAAUUUCAUAGAUUCAAUUUGGGACCAUUUUUCACCCAGCUGCAGGUUCGUUUGUAAGCCAUAAUGAAAUUCUUGCUGUUUUUCAUAUUUGUUUUUCUCUUUUUUUUUCUUUUUUUUCUUUUUUUUUAUUGUUCCGGUAGGGUUUUGUGAGGCACAGAUUUCAUUCAUAUUGCCUUCAAAAAGAGCACUGCUGUAAUAACUUUGUCUUCCAGCUUUCCCAGAAUCCAUUUGGGAUGUGUAAUUAUUACAAGUUAUUAUUAGGUGAAGUUUUAAUUAGCAUCGGAGGCCAAAGUAAUUGCGCUUUUGUGUUUGAUGUGGCUUGUUCGCACACUGUCACGGUUGUCAGGAAGGGAGAAAGCUGCGUUGUAUUAUCCUGACCCAGUUUGUGAUCAGUCUGCUGAGUGUGUCAUUUACAUGAUGGACGUGCUCCAUGUUAUUUGUGCUUUUGUCUUGACUGCGUUUUCUAAUUCCUCUAACACAAGUCACAAAUUUGUGUCAGAUCCACUGGCAUGCUGUAACUUCUGCAGGCAGUUACAGUGUCAUUGUAUAAUGUUGUCAAAGUGUUACACAACUUUGGCACUGAAAAUUCGAAAUGUAUGUGGUCCCACUUUGGAGUGUUUACAACUCAAUCAGUUCUUUUGGCAGUGUGUGUUAUCUGGAACAUUCUUCCUGAGUGGAACGGGGAAGGAGGCAUCCCUUAGAGAGAUGUUAAGCUCGCUCAGUGGAAAUGUACAGUGAAUUGGAAGUGAGUGUGUGUGUGUGUGUGAGUGUGUGUGUGUGUGAACGAGAGAUCAGCUUUACGAUGGGUGUGUCGGACAAUCUAGACCCGUUUCCUUCCCGCUCCCCAUCAGGUUUUUAGAGCUUAACACCAGAAUUGGUUCUCUCUCUGUAGCCUGGCCUGCUGUUUUACAGUGCCUAUAACCUCUAGUUUAAUCCUAGCAGUAGUGGAGCUGCGUGUGUGUUCAGUUAGCUGUGUGUGUUAGUUUUAGUAAGCACUAUAUAUUUCUGCAAUCCUCUAAAAGUAUGAGUCAUGCAAUACACUGCCUAUAAUCUGUCUGUCUUUUUUUUCACACAUCCUCUGUCCCUGUAGAAUAAGACUCUGUAUGCUGGGAGUUAUGAAGCCAGUGUGUUGUGUCGAGCUGCUGUGCCAGUGUCAGGUUCACAGAAGUAUGGCCGAGCGUCUCCGUGAACCUCACACCUGCAGAUUUAGACCUCGUCAAGGUCACUGGUUGUGUAUUAAGAUAGUACGCAUUAUCCUACUAAAAGUGCACUAGCAUUUGGGAACUAUAAAUUCUAUUUUGUGGCCCUCGUAUCAGUCUCAUGGUGCCUGCGAAAACCACAGCAGCUGUUUCCUUCCCCUCUCUGCCUGACCCAAGAUUACAGUAGAGAGUAAGUGUGGUUUGAGUUUCUUCUUUCAGUGAGCGUGCAUUUUUAGGAACAUACAGGCCGUUCUUUGUCUCCUGAGCCCAGUGGCUAGGGGCUGAUGGGCUUAUUUUAUUUAUUUAUUUAUUUAUUUUAAUUUUCCACACAUAAAGACACAAAACCCACUAUUGGCAAAUUUUCACCAGUAAGACAUAAGAACCAAUCGAACUUUUAAAUACAAGGUUAUUUAUUGACUUACUUAUGUAUUUAUUUAUAAUGUUUUUGGC